GAUGUCGGGACUCUACAGUCAUAUGAAUAGGUGCAUAUGACACGCCCCUUUUGAGCUACGUGCUACGGCGAUGCUAACAGGGGAAGGUCAAAGUCGUCAGUGCGUCCAGUGUGUGGACGGCAAGAAAACCAAACACCAAGCAUGCCGGUACACAUUGCUGCAUACGGUUGCGUACACUGCCGUACAAAUACCACAAGAGAAAUGGGAGUAUCCUUACACAUGUAAAAAAAAAUUGGGGGCUUUUUUUUAAGUGUUAUGUAUUGAUAGAACACGCUAUGACGUUGAUUUAAAAAAAAAAAAAGUAAACCUUGUGAAAAUUGGUUGAAAAAUGAGCAAGUUACGUCUUAAUUUCAAUGUUCAUGCAUUGUCUUUUGAUGGGAAUGUCGACCUCCCCAAUAUGGCCGCCACGUAGGCACGUAGCCGUGCUGCUACAGUGCGAAGCCAAACGUGUAUUUCUUUAGCUACCCUACGAUGAGGCAGAAGGUCAAUGUUUGUGAUAUUGAGGGACGUUAACAUGGAGUACGUAACUACUUAGGAGAUAGAAGUUCUCGAUGACGUGCGCGGUAUUUGCUGACAACAUGAAAGAGCCUCAUUACGUCAAACUGAUGAAAGAGCCUUAAAAUGGACAUCAAAGAGAUGAAAGAGCCUUCUCACGUGAAGCUACAGUAUAUAUAGCCUAUCACAUAACUGUGCUGAUGAUCAGGGAUCAUUCUAUGUGGGGAGGUCUUGCUAAACGUAAUCAAUUCAAAGGCCAGCGGAAAUUUCUUACCCGACUUCAGCAAUGGGGAUUCUAUCUUUGAUCCGUUGUAUUGACAAUGUGCUUGAAGAACUCCAUCAGAUGCAACCCACCUCUUUGCCAGAUGGUGAUCAGCACAUGUACAAUACAGAGAAGACAUUCAUGAGGCAAUUUGUGCUCUUGGGGAAGGAGAAUCGAGUUCCACCCUGUCUCUUGCCUAGAGACAUGACUCUGUGGUUGCUGCAAAGUAGAAACUUACCACAAGAGUUCCGGGAAAUGCAAAUGAGAGUGGGUGCCAGGAUGUUCAAGCUCCUUUUUGUGGCCUGGAUAAAGGCAAGGAUCCUCUGUUUGAAUAAGAUGCAGAGAGAAGUGUGCAGGGACCUAGACGAAGAGGAACGUCUUUCGCAGUUGCUGGGGAGGAAGGUCACACUUGAAGGCCUCCACAAGUACAUAUCAAUAGUGAGGCCUCAAGCUGAACAGGACACUGAGAUCUUCCUCCAGCUUCUUUUCAGUGAGCUUCAAAUAUCAUUGAGCAGCGUUGAGUUGACCAGAGUACAAAGACUGACACUGUGCCACAAAUUCUACCGUGCUACUGGGUCCCUGGUGGAGAAGAUUGUAGAAUUGUCUCUCGACUUCCUUCUGGAAGAGCUGGAGCCACCUGCAAAUGAGGAGUCCAUCACAGCAACAUUGGCACAAAGAUGUGAGGGCGCCAGCAAAGAGAUUGGAAGGAUGCUCGUCGAUGCUAUGGCUUCAAUCCCCUGCCUGUGUCAGUACAUCUCACAAGACAAUCUCCUGUGCAUCUGCAAUGCCAUGGCUUGGAGAAUGUCCCAAAGCUUUUUCCAAAACUUUGUUGAGUGCUCUGCAUACUUUCACCAGCUUGACUUGGAUGAUUCCUUGGUCAUUGCACGGGACAGAGUCAUGAGUGCCAUUGUGCAGAUGGUAUACAUGACCAAUCACUAAAACUCUUGCUUCUCCCCGGCUCUUUCCACACAGAAGCAGCAAAAUUACUUGAUGUAUUAUAAUAUCUCUUUUUUUGUAUUUGAUGAUUAAAUGUUUUAUCAGAAAAACACUUAGAAGUGUUGCUUUUUUUAUGCUUGUUGUUUAUGGGCUAUAUUCUCCCAUUCGCGCUUAAAUCUUUUUUUUUUAAGUGCCUGGGUUUGCACACUUUUUAUCAGUGUAUUCUCUUGUCCAGAUUUCUGACACAUCCACCGCUCGUAAACUGGGGAAUAAGUGCGCAAACACCAAAAAAAGGUGUCAUUCAUUGAAUUCUCAGGCUGGCUGUAAAUCAUGCAGCAUAGAGUUUUCCAACGACUUGUGAUUGUCAUUGAAAUCCAUGAGAAAAAAAUUGCACUUUCAAUAUGAAAAUACCAAACGCAACAGAUAUGUCGUUGGCCAGUCGGGAUCUGUGGACUACUCCAGGUUACUCAAACUAACCCUUUGAAGGAGAGCGUUUUUUUUUCUUUGUCGGAAAUA
Phyllopteryx taeniolatus (common seadragon) is the source of this 2209-nucleotide messenger RNA. RefSeq lists its product as uncharacterized. NCBI's taxonomy places the organism in Eukaryota, Metazoa, Chordata, Actinopteri, Syngnathiformes, Syngnathidae. The coding region runs from base 782 to 1696 and encodes 304 amino acids. The transcript is spliced from 6 exons. The record is from RefSeq and is a predicted model, not a curated record.